UUAUCUGAAAUUUUAAGUGAUAAUUGAAUGCACCAUCAGUUUAUAAGGGGUGAUUUGUCAUUGCAUCACUGAGCAAUAGAUUAACUAACACACUGCUCAAAGACACAAAUGACGGCACCUACUCUAUUCACAACUCCGAGUCAAUUGGAGCACAAUUUUAAGUUUCCCACCGACUUAGUAUUGUUUUUUCAGCUUUGUUCAUUUGUAUAUUGAUAUUUCCUCAUUAUGUGUCUGUAUGUUAUUGUUCAGAGAGGAUGACUGUAGGGGCAGGGACUUCCCCGAAGUUGAGAGAGUUUUCUUCUUCACAGGGAGGCCUGUUGUAGUGAAGGACACAAUGGCCAGAUACACCAUGGACGCCAUCGCGUCUUGCUCCUUCAGCAUCAACGCGAACGGCCUGGGGAACCCCAACUGCGAGUUCAUCUCCAAGAUGAAAAUGUUGCUGGAACCCAAAGGUCUCCAGAUAAUAUUGGCCGCGAUCAUCAUCUUCAAUCCCUGGCUGCAAAAGUUCGUCCAUGCGAAAGUCUUCGACAUCGGCGUCACUGACUUUGUCCGGAGGACGUUCUGGGACAUGGUGGACCACCGGAGGGCCAGUGGGAUUGUCUGCAAGGACUUCGUGGACCUCCUGAUGCAGCUCCAGCAGGAUGGGGAGGUGCGCGCAGAAGACGAGAAGGAUCAGGAGGAGAUCAAGCAGGGCAGCAGAUACAUGAACGCGGAAGUCUCUAGAACCGACGGCUCUGAUGUCAAGUUUGCAUGUAGCUUCUCGCGCUGGACAGGAAGAACGAGGAUGACGAGGGAACCCACAGAAGAAACAUUUCUGACUACUGCUGGCUGCGGUUACAGGAUAAUUUGGUUUUUGAACCGGCUCAGUUGAGGCUAAAGGUGUCUGGCUAGGAAUAUAGGAUUCAGAAAUUAUGUGAGCUGAUUCUAAUUAUCGUGCUUUUGCAAAUGCUUCAUCCAGGCUAAGAGUUGCGUUUUCUAACAAACGUUGUCGGAUACCUACUGUUCGAUGAGAGACCUUUUAUAAAUGCAUCUCUAAUGUAUUCGUCCCUAUAAGCCGGGGAAGCCUACAUUUCACAAAGGGUUGAGGACCAACCCGAACAUGCCUGAAGACUUCACCUUCGGCCAACUUCGGGACUUUGCUUUUAUUUUCAUAACAGCACGGCCAUGUUGGUGGAUAUCAAAAACACUUAUUAAUAAUAAUUGUGAGGUUAAGUGUUUAAUUCAUAGAAAGAAAGUGCAUAUUUAGUAAUAAUCUUAAGAUUAUUAUUCACUGUUAUAUUACAAGUAUUCGUUAUGUUCAGGAUCUUUCAACGCACUAAAUUAAAACAGCAAGCAUGAUGUACCUCGGGAUCAAGUGAAAAACUUGGAUAUGCGAUACUGAACUUUAACUAACUUUCAGAUUUGCGUGUAAAUUAAGAGAUAUGUAUCAUCAUUUAGUUCAUAUUUUCUCUCUACAGGUUUUAAAGUUUAGCCUAGGUUGACGUAAUUUUUUUCGUAUCACGUGUCCAAAUUGAUCCCUUGGUUUUGUGGUACAAGAUGCUUGCUGUUUUAAUUUGUUACGUCGAAAGAGUAUGGACAUAACAAAUACUAGAACAUCACAAGACAAACAAAUUAUCUCAGGUGUUGUGAAAUAAUUUUAUUUGUAACUGUUUUACAUUCAUAUAUAAAUUGUAAUAACACAAGUUAGUAUGCCCAUGUUCUUUCAAUGUACCAAAUCAAAACAUCAAGCAAAAUGUACCACAGGAACUAUGUAUACAAGAUCAUGCCUUCUGGAUCAAGGGAUUAAUUUGAAUAUGUUAUACGGAACUUUUACCAAUUUCACUUUCGGGACAAGUAUGUAUCACAAUAUCAUUAUCACAUUAAUGACGACAUUAACAUGGCACAUUUAUGUCAUUACCAUAUCUGCAUUAUUAUGUGACUAGCAUGAUUAUAUGGGGGUUUUAGUUGGGGAGUAUUCUAAUGCUUGUUUUGCACAAAAUAUGUUUGUGUAUUAAACUAGCUUUCUGGUAAUGUAUUUUAUGCUAUGGCCAUGCUUAUUCUAGAUUUAGAACAUACCUACUACAGUAUAUAUUUUACCUGUGGUAUCAUAUUCUAUACUUAAGAACAAGCCCUUCCUGUACUAGUAUAAUAGAACACCAUACUGAAGAUAUAUUACAUUUCAUUAUUAUUUCUCAAGAUAUAUAUCUGAUGUAACAGAAGCAUAUGAAUGUCCUCCGUCCAAAAGUUUUUUUUCCAGUGUUUGUACUUUAAGAACGUACAGGUAUGUGUGAAUGCACAGGUAUUAUAAUGUAAGCUUUAAACUUUGAUUACUUGCUAACCUGUAGGAAUUUAAAGUCUGUUUUCAGGAUAAAUUCAGGGCUAUGACUAGUGUCAAAAAAAGUUUUUGUCUAAUUUUUUUUUAGUUUGUGGAAAAGCCACAACGUAAGAUUAUUACCCACCUCUCUCCUAACAGCAAAUAAAAUGCACAGAGUAAUUGUAUUGUUUUGCGGCUUUUAAAUGAAUAAAGAAAAAAAUUCUGAAAAACUUUUUUUCACAUCCUGACAUGUAUCGAAAUAUUUCCCAAGAGAAUGUUGAGGUACUUUAAGUUGUUUAUCAUUUUUAAAACUGCACAAGAUUGUUUUAAUCAACAAAAGUAAGAAGAGUAAAAAUUAUAACUUUUUUUUUUUACUUCCUGAUAUGUUUUUCAGUCAUUACCCAAGAGAGCAAUACUUGCAGCAAGAAACACAUAACUCCAUAUGUGACAAAAUCUGAUUAUGAGGCCCUUGUUUUUAUUGAAGCAAGCUUUUUGCAAGCACAGCAGGGACUCGCACAUGGCGGCGCUUGCGAUAUCGCAAUCAUGAAUGUUAAAACUAUAAAACUAUUGGUAGACUGCUUGAUGUAACACAGCGCUGUCUUACAAAAUGAUUCCAAAGCAUUUCAGGAAGCAAAAGGUAUUUUGUAAUUUUUAUUUUCUUGUUUGCAAAAAAUCUGAUAAACUGUAAAAUUACAAUGAACACAAAACACUACUACUUAAUUACUAUAACAUUUUAUAAAAUCAGAAAAAUAAACCACCUACUUUUCUGGCUGCUUGUCUUAAGUUUACACAAAAAAUAUUUACUGUUCUGCCAUUAAUCUCACUUAGUGUUGCAGCAUACAGUAUCGCAAAAUGCAGUCACUACUACAAUCACCACACGUUUAUAUUCUAUACAUCUCCCUGAGAAACAUUAAGAGCUAAGUGCUGUUAACUAUUGUUACCACUUGUAUUUAUAAGCAGUAGUAGUUUUUUUUUUUUUAAUUAAUUUGUGUAGGUGCUAAUUUUGCCAUUGCAUUAAAUCACCAAACACUCUUUGUGAUGUAGGUAUACAAUAUUUCCAAUUUUUUAUGUAACUGAAUGUUUGACAAAUAUUAAAAACAAAAAAAAAUAGUGAAAGCUGUGAAUACAUGAACAGUAUACAUUUAAAUAAGAUAGGCCUACCAAAACUAUUGAGCUUAUCAAAUUAUACAUAUACUUACCAAAUGAAAUGUGUUGACCAUAUGGUGUGUAUUAUGUUGCCAUGAAUAUUAUUUUUCUGCCAGAUAGUUUCUGUUAAAUACUAUGUAUUACUUUAUUGCUUGACAGCUUCUGUAAUGGACUUUGUCUCCAGAUUGCCAUUUGUAUGACUUAUUCUCUACAUUCUCAGUACUUUAAAAUUGUUUCUGUUUGUUGCAGGCAUGUAAAGAAAUUAGAAAAUGAGCUGAAAAAGUACACUCCUUGGACACCCCAUGUAAAGGAAGAAUUAUUUUCUGUUUGAUGCUGGCAUGUGAAGACAUUAGGACAUUUGCUUGUAGAUUAAAUUCUUUUGACACUCAAUGAAAAUGAAUUAUUUUAUAAAUUUUUGUUAUAACUGUGCUUUAUUUAAUUUCACUUAGAAGUUUUUUUCAUUGCCAUUGAAUUGAUAGUAACUAAGAAAGUUAAAAUAAAAAUUUACUUACGGAGAAAUAAAAAGAG
This is a messenger RNA of Bacillus rossius redtenbacheri, 3967 nucleotides long. RefSeq names its product cytochrome P450 6k1-like. The coding region runs from base 236 to 871 and encodes 211 amino acids. The record is from RefSeq and is a predicted model, not a curated record. NCBI's taxonomy places the organism in Eukaryota, Metazoa, Arthropoda, Insecta, Phasmatodea, Bacillidae. The transcript has 2 exons. Gene Ontology annotation, molecular function: oxidoreductase activity, acting on paired donors, with incorporation or reduction of molecular oxygen; iron ion binding; monooxygenase activity.